AUGCGCUUUGUUCCGCCUGCCGGAGCGAAACCUGUCAGGCCGGGCCGAGUUCGGCCGACCUGGAGGCCUCCGCUGAGGGUCGGGAACAGCAUGGCCCACGAGGCCACGUCAACUGGGCCCAGUGACUGUGAACUGUUGGAAUUUACGUCAUUCUACCGAAACGUUCGCCGGUGGAUUUUACUGUCUCUCGGCCAGUCUCCGCUCCGGCCAACCUGA
Messenger RNA from Protopolystoma xenopodis, 216 nucleotides. NCBI's taxonomy places the organism in Eukaryota, Metazoa, Platyhelminthes, Monogenea, Polystomatidea, Polystomatidae. The record is from the annotation of a GenBank genome assembly.